UGCCAAGUGAAGAGUGCUUUCAUUUAUGAAAGUAAAAAACAAAUAGAAAGUAAAUGAGUGUCCAUAUCAGUGCCUUCUAAAAAAAAAAAAGAAAAAAGAAACUUAUUAGGUAAAGAGUUAAAGAAAGAUAGUUAAGAGGCAUACAAGAAUCCAAACCAUAUGAUAUAACCCAAGAUGAUAAAUUACCACCUAACUCAAUUCUCUUCUGAUAUAACUAAGAUGAUUGAUUACCGUACCAAAUCAAACCCCCACACACUUAAAUUUAAAUAAAAAUAUCCAAGAAAUGGAAUAAAAAGAAAGAAAACAAAGAAAGCAAUCAAAUUUUUGUCAGGCCACCACCAGAAGCUGCUUUAUCUGAUCUCUCUCUCUCUCUCUCUAUUUCUAUCUCUUCUAUAACUCCUUUCAUAGUAAUGAUUCCAUAGCCCCUUUCUCUAUCUCAAUUCUUUUCUUCAUGAAUUCACUAUAAAUCCAAACCUUCAUAAUAUUCAAUUUCUCUUUUUUUGUCACCUGUUUUUCAUGCUUGUUUAUGAUUAUUGUCCAUCUUUAUAGCUUAUAGCUCUGUGUAUGCAAAACUUCUGCAAUAUUUCAGACUGUGGUUCAGAAAGUUUUGUGUCUCAGAUCCCAAUAUAUACACUUUCUUCCUUACACCACUAACAAGAAAACACUGUUCUUUCUCUCUCACAUCAACCAUUUAUCACUGUAUCACUGUCUUCUUGCUUUCUUUCUUUCUUUGUGGUCCUUAAAACACCCCUCUAUACAUAGACAUAGCUCUCUUUUCUUUCUUUCUUUAUAAAAGCUUUUUUUUUUUAAUAUAUAUAUUUUUCUUUAUAUAUACAUAAAUUUUCAGGUUCACAUAACCUCAUAAACGAAACAUUAUACAUAUUGAAGUUGUGAUAGACUUAAUGCAAGAACCAAACUUGGGCAUGAUGGGUAGCGGUAGCAGUGGUAGUGCACUUGGUGGUUUAAGCAGCGGUGGUGGUGGUGGUGGUGGGGGAGAAGUGUCCGGUGACCAAACUCGACAACUAAAGGCAGAAAUAGCUAACCAUCCUUUAUAUGAACAGCUAUUAUCAGCUCAUGUAUCUUGUCUCCGUGUUGCUACACCAAUUGAUCAGUUACCUCUUAUUGAUGCUCAGUUAUCACAGUCUCAUCAUCUUAUUAGGUCUUAUGCUUCUCAACAUCCCCAUCCUCUCUCUCCCCAUGAGAGGCAAGAACUUGAUAACUUCUUGGCACAGUAUUUGAUAGUAUUGUGUAGUUUCAAAGAUCAACUUCAGCAACAUGUCAGAGUCCACGCCGUCGAAGCAGUCAUGGCCUGCCGGGAAAUUGAGAACACUUUACACGCUCUAACUGGAGUAACUCUAGGUGAAGGCACAGGUGCAACCAUGUCAGAUGAUGAGGACGACCUGCAAAUGGAUUUCUCUUUAGAUCAAUCCGGUGCUGAUGGCCAUGAUCUUAUGGGAUUUGGUCCUCUGCUUCCAACUGAGUCUGAAAGAUCCCUGAUGGAGAGAGUUCGUCAGGAAUUGAAGAUUGAACUAAAGCAGGGUUUUAAAUCAAGAAUUGAAGAUGUGAGGGAAGAAAUAUUAAGAAAAAGAAGGGCUGGGAAACUUCCAGGUGACACAACCACAGUCCUGAAGAAUUGGUGGCAGCAACACUCGAAAUGGCCGUACCCAACAGAAGAUGACAAGGCAAAACUUGUGGAGGAAACAGGAUUGCAGCUAAAGCAGAUCAAUAACUGGUUCAUCAAUCAAAGAAAGAGAAACUGGCACAGCAACUCUCAGUCUGUGACAUCUCUGAAGUCCAAGCGCAAAAGGUAGAGAAAGCCAUUUUUAAUUUUGCUUCAGAUGAAGAAAAUCAGAAAAGAAAGGAAAUGUUGAUAUAGGUGGGAUGUGAAGUUGGGGUAAAUAGUACUUUUGCUAACGAGCAGGAAUGUAACAGAUGGGGAAUUUGAUAUAAGCUUACACAUAAGGUUGUAGAUUCAUAUCCUUUUUUAACAGGGCAAAAGUGUAUUAUCGUCAUGAUCUCUCUUUUCAA
This is a messenger RNA of Ricinus communis (castor bean), 2028 nucleotides long. RefSeq names its product homeobox protein HD1. NCBI's taxonomy places the organism in Eukaryota, Viridiplantae, Streptophyta, Magnoliopsida, Malpighiales, Euphorbiaceae. The record is from RefSeq and is a predicted model, not a curated record. Gene Ontology annotation, biological process: regulation of DNA-templated transcription. Gene Ontology annotation, molecular function: DNA binding. Gene Ontology annotation, cellular component: nucleus. The coding region runs from base 903 to 1811 and encodes 302 amino acids. The transcript is spliced from 5 exons.